Messenger RNA from Phanerochaete carnosa HHB-10118-sp, 2031 nucleotides. RefSeq lists its product as uncharacterized. Bases 726 to 2009 code for a protein of 427 amino acids. The transcript has 13 exons. The record is from RefSeq and is a predicted model, not a curated record. Lineage: Eukaryota; Fungi; Basidiomycota; Agaricomycetes; Polyporales; Phanerochaetaceae.
ACCAGCUUUAUGCAGUCUACUACGAAGUCAAGAAGGGCAAUGUUGGAUAAUAUGUUUAUACCGGUACACAUAGCUAGCAGCCAACAGCAUGCUUAGGAUGAGACGAGAGGGUAGACUUCAUAAGAAGAGCUUCGAGCUCCUGGUUUUCCUGCCGUAGACGAGCAAUCUCAGCAUGAGGAUCGAGAUAGGCCGUGAGUGCUCCAGAUUGCUCGACAGAUUGUAAAGGUUCCUCUAAACCCUUCGAGCCUACUCUGUCCACCAACCGGCUAGACUUUGAUGCAUGAGAUACAUAGAACUGUUGUUCAGGUUGACGAUAUGCAGUCUUCGUGAGCAUGCUCAAGCGAGGACCUUGUUGUUCACAAAGCCACUCAGCUGCAUACAUGCAAUCAUCGUUCUGCUACGUACCUGUGAUGCAUACUGUCUCGUCUUGCUUGACGACAACUGAACCUGAACAGCGAUCUCCAGCAUAGUUCAAACGUGCAGCCUUGGAGCUCGGAGUGUGUGAGGGAAGCCCUCAAGACUUCGGACAAACUAUUAUCCCAUGAGAGUUCACAUACUCAGCGCCCUUGUGAUUCACCUCCUGAGUAGCAUGUUGGAACAGCGAUGACCAAAGAAGUGAUAGACUGGAUCGCUGCUGAGGGUCGUGUUUACUUCCAUGUGGGCAGUUGGAAAGACUGUUGGGGCAUUGGCAAAUGUUUGCGUCGGUGAUCGUCUGUCCUAUCGACAUGUCGUUUCCGAGCAGCACUGGAGCUGAACGCAGUGGCAGAACUCGCCAUGUUCACUCACCAUACCCACACCAUGGACCUGACAGUCCUGUUGCUCAAGGUGGAUUGCACCAAAGCACAGCUGAUGAGGCUCGUUACUCUGCACCUGUAGCUCACCCGCCGCCAACACCGCAGAUGAAUGCACGGCAGCCCACACUUCUGGGUGACACAAGCUUUUCGUCUAACGGAUUGUCUUUUUCUCAAGAGUCCUUACAUCACACUUUGUCACCGUUCAAUGUAUCGCAUACCCACCCUCCAAACAGCUUCGUACCUCAAGCACACUAUACGUCCCCAUCUGGGAUUGACCCUGCACGGACGUACUUCGUUGACCAACUUAUUAGUCAAGUAAAGAUUGGCAGUUCUGCAAAGCGCCAGCUUCUCCAUGAAGUUGCCAACAGUUCCAUGGACAAACAAGUCAUUGCAGCUUUGGCGCACUCUAUGGCUACGCGCGAAGAAGUCGACGCUUUGGCAAAUAAGGUGGUAGAGCAAAAUCAGACAUUAGAGAAGAUCCUCCAGUAUUGUCGUGAGGACUGGAAGCUGGAUGCUACGCAGGACAGCCUCAUCAAUGCUACAUUGCGUCACUUCUUGAUCCGGCCUGCCGAGGACUAUGGUCCGGUCACAGUUGCACGAGUUAUGGCGUAUAUCAAAAAGCGAGAAAACGCUGUCAAGUUCCACUUGGAAGACGUGAUUGGUGAUCCCAUUGCCGAGACGAAGAUCCUCAAGGUUAUCGAGAAGAAGGAGCUCCCGGCACGUGGAAACUUCAAGAAACUGGUAUGGCAUGCCGUGGAGAAGCAACAGUCGCUUGAUUGCUGGAUAACUGAUGUCAUUGCACAUUGGAACUACGGGCCUGAACCACGAGCCAGCACGCGGCGCUUAAUUAUGGCACAUUUGGCGUUUGCGCGUAGUAUUGCUGAGCCUAUCGUGGCUGAAAAACGUCCGACUGGGGCUGACAGCGGCUUCUGGAAGGUAAUGCGAAAAGAGAUGAAGUCGCUUCAUAGCAAGAAGAAGCUGGGUCCUAACCAUGAAAGCGAGAAGUGGCUGGAAUGGCAGGAGGCAGUCGUUGUAGCAGAUGAAGCCAAGUAUGGCCAAGGUUUUACUGGUCAUUCUAUCACCUCCGACGACGACGCGGACGACAACAAUGAUAAUACAGAGCAGCGAGACGGUACUAAUGAUCCCGAUGACCCUUUCCCGCAGGUGCAUGCCUCCUAUUCGCGUAAUGCUGAGCAGAUGAAUACCCCGCAGUAACUUUAUUUGAUAUAUAUGCAAA